Drosophila mauritiana is the source of this 1257-nucleotide messenger RNA. It is a transcript of the gene BigH1, whose product is annotated as histone H1-gamma, late. NCBI's taxonomy places the organism in Eukaryota, Metazoa, Arthropoda, Insecta, Diptera, Drosophilidae. Bases 126 to 1184 code for a protein of 352 amino acids. The transcript is spliced from 2 exons. Gene Ontology annotation, cellular component: nucleosome. Gene Ontology annotation, molecular function: DNA binding. The record is from RefSeq and is a predicted model, not a curated record. Gene Ontology annotation, biological process: nucleosome assembly.
CAGUCAUUGCAAUUUAUCAUUGUUACUGCGAGUUUCGAUUACCGUUUUGUUAACCUUUUUUCGUGUCUUAAAAGUUGUUGAGUUGUAUUUCUAAUUUAUGUUCAAUUUCACUUCCAAUUAAUAACAUGAAACUAAAGCCGGUUGAUCGUAAUGAUGGCUCGGAAGAUGAGAGCGAGGAGGAAAUGCCAAAUGAUCAUUCCGAAUCCGAAGACUCCAAUAUGGGCGAGGAAGAGGAGCUACCGGAGGAAGAUGAGGAGGAGAUGGAGGAGGAGGAGGAGGAUCAGCAGGACGGUGACGAGGCCGAGACAGAUAAGCUCGGAGCUGAUCGGAAUCUCUAUCCCACUCCUCCGCCUGAUGAUGGGUCGAAAAUGGUGCCCCCCGAUUCUGGCAACCCCAAAUCGAUGGUCUCAAAACCAAAGGGUACGCUCAUAUCCUUAGCUCUUAUGGCCAUCGGAAAGUUGGCGAGCCGAUCGGGCUCAUCGGUUCAGGCCAUAAUGACAUACCUAAAGGACAAUGGUCAGGAGUGGAAGGAUCCGAAGAAAACCGCCCGCCUCAUCCAUCGAGCUCUAAAAUUGGCCGAAGCCAACGGCGAAGUGGUGAUGGUUAAAAGGUCCUUUAAACUCACCGAUAAGCAGAAGAGCUCCUCCAAGGCAGUGGAGAAAAUGAAGGCAAAGAAACAGAAGGAGAAGGAAAAGAAAGCCAAAGUCGAGAAAGUUCUAAAGGAGAAGGCUGAGAAGAAAGAGGCCAAGGCGAAGAUGAAGGAAAAGAAGAGUGCUAAGGAAAAAUCCAGUAAACCAACGGAGCGGAAAACAAAGCAAGCUGGAAAAAAGAAGAAGCCCGAGGAUGGAUCCAAAAAUAAUCCGCCAGCAUCCAAGGCAGCUUCAUCCGCUGCCGCGCAGGCCAUGCUGGAAACUUCACUGAUAGCGACUCCUGAAGCGGAAAAGAAACCGGCCAAAACCAAAGCCAAGAUAAAAGAGGAUGCAUCCGAGGUGGGAAAGACUAAAAAGCCGCGAAAGUCCAUUGGAACUCUGGCUCAGCCCAAGGCAGCCAGGCCGAAAGUCAAGGCGGUCAAGAAACUGGUGGCUGGAAAGGGAGCGUCCACACCGGAUCUUUCCACAAUGGAGGCCCAGGCCACGUCCACUCCACAAGGAGCUACCAAGGCGAAGCGCAAGCGCAAAGUCUAGUUAUAAUUUAUGUUUUUUCAGUACAUGUGAAACUUUGUUUAAAUAAAAUUAAUAAUAUUUUAGUUCCUAGCAA